Messenger RNA from Adineta ricciae, 402 nucleotides. NCBI's taxonomy places the organism in Eukaryota, Metazoa, Rotifera, Eurotatoria, Adinetida, Adinetidae. The record is from the annotation of a GenBank genome assembly.
AUGUCUGAACAUGAUCCACCGUUUGAAUUAUCUGCAAAGAAUUUACAAGUUAAGAAAGCAGUUCCACAUAAAAAGAAGAACCCAUUGCGAAUUCAAACGACCAAACCCAAGAAUUCCGUGAAACUCAGACCAACGAAGAUUCCAAACCACUUCACAUGGGCGUUAGUGUUGACAAUCUUCUGCUUUUUUGUUAUUGGACCGUGUUGGGCACUUUAUAAAACAUUCGAAGUACGCCGAAUGAUUGCAGACAAAGAUUUCGACGGCGCACAUCGUUUGUCGAGUCGUAUUUCUUCAACAUUACUGAUUUCCACAAUAAUUGGCGUUUUUGCAUGGGUUUGCUUUCUAUUCGCUUCAGCAGGCAUUCUAAUCACUGGUGUUCUGUUGAAAAAUAAGUUUAUCUAA